AUGGCCACCACCAGCAAGCAGGCUCUAGCUCUCGCUUCUCUCUUGAUCCUUCUCACUGGCACCCACAUCAUUGUUGCCGCAAGAGCCCCGGUCACUGUAACUGGCAUUGGUGCUAGAGGAGGCGGCUACGGUGGUGGUGGAGGUAGAGGGGAAGGUGGUGGAAGUGCCAGCUACGGUUAUGGCUACGGUUCACGCUAUGGAGGCCGUUAUGGCUAUGGCGGAGGCAUUGGUGGUGGUGGCAAUUGGGGAGGUAGCGGUGACAUGGGCUCAGGGUACGGCUCAGGUUACGACAGUGGUUAUGGCUCAGGUUACGGUUCUGGUGGUCAAGGUGGCGGGGGAGAUAGUGGAGGAGGUGACCGCGGAUCCGGCUAUGGCAAUGGCGGUGGAUAUGGGUCUGGAGCUAUAAAGUUCAGAGAUUCAAAACCUAAUAGUUAUUACAGCCCUGCUCAACAAGGAGCCAAAGGACAGAACGAAAACACCAGGAAGCUAAAAAACACCAGCCUGCUAGACCAGGAGUACAUCAUGAGGAAGAAGGUCAAGCACGCCUACAAGUCCGUCAAGUAUAACCCCCAGUCGAUAUCCGUCGCCGAGCCCCGGUUCUACUCGGAGCGCUUCCUCAACUUCAUCCACAUCGUCUUCCCGGAAAACUCACCCACCCAAUAA
Messenger RNA from Aegilops tauschii subsp. strangulata, 663 nucleotides. The record is from RefSeq and is a predicted model, not a curated record. NCBI's taxonomy places the organism in Eukaryota, Viridiplantae, Streptophyta, Magnoliopsida, Poales, Poaceae.